GGAGAGAAAACUACCAGUAAAUAAUAUUGACAUGGAUUGCUAAUUUUUUUACUAGAUGACAAAUUAGUCGUAGGUCAUUAUUAUCGUUUAUAUCGAGAUGUAUCGGGCCUUGUAUAGUUAUGUGGCUAAGACGAAGAACUUUGACUUGUCAUUUGAAGCCAACGAUCAGUUUACAGAUCUCGAGAAGCCGGAGGGCGGGUGGCUGCUAGUGCAAAACGGCUUUGGGGAAAUCGGCCAUGUACCUGCUAGUUAUGUUGAGAAGGAAGACAACUCCACCUUGGCCGAGAUCCUGAGCUCAGUAGAUAGGGCAAUACAAAAUAUACAUUACCAGGCCGCCGCCUCUGGGACCUAUACACACCAUCAAAGAGAAAACCUGCAUAAACUUGGACUGCAUAGAGAUCAUGUGUUGAGGGAACAUGGACCUCAAGGAAACGUUGAGCAUCAUUUACAUCACACUCCGAGUGAUAGCGGGUCAGAGUCUAGUCAUCAUAGUGAACACAGCUCUCACAGCUCACCCGAAAAACAUUGGCAUUUAACGGAUGUUGGACAUUUGAUGAAGAGGCACUCUAAGCGUCCAGCGCCCCCGCCACCAACUGCACCCCCUGAUCAGUCCCCCCAUACUCAGUCUCCCUGGCCACACCAUACCAUACCCUCCCACUCCCCACCAGAGGAACAUAGAUCCCCCCACUCCUCCAAAGGAUCACUGAAGCAUUCAAGUCCACACUCUCAGCACCACUACGUCAAGCACAAAGACCAGAGUCCCCACUCCUCCCAGGGGUCAAUAUCAGGGUCACUUUCAUCCCAAGAGUCACUGAGGCAAAAGGGCAUCAGUCCACACUCAUCUAAAGGGUCCUUGCAGCAUUCGUCCUCUCAGCAAUCUGCAAAAGCCAGACUUUUUCAUGACCCAGAAGAUAAGGAAGCCCAGGACAAUGGCUGGGUACAUGUAGACGAGACUGACGGUAAGGCAGUGUCCGUUACUGAAGGUCCGACUGUACCAGAGUCUAGUGCUACUCCUCGAGGGGCCUCUAUAGAGAGUGUGGAAUCCCCAGACCAUUCUACGGGAACAUCAAACCUGUUGUCGGUCACUGACAACAAAAUGCUGAAGUCCGAGAGUGUGAUCUCCCUGUCGUCUCGGCUGUCCAUCUCCAAUAGUCCGAUCAAACAGCUGGACAGCCCCAGUGUUAUCAAUGUUAACACCAUUCCCCUGCCCUCUAAUCUGGCCACCGAGCUCGUUAGUGAGGUGAGGAGACACACGAACCUGAGCUAUGAUAAGUCCUGUCUGGCUGUGGAGGUGGUGCUCACUCACAUCUCCAACAAAAUGCCCCAGGCUGCUGGUCUGAUGGAGAAAAUACUCUGUACAUUCCAAGAGAAUUUUCACUAUUCAUUUAAGGAUAUAUGGGCCAGCACUGCUUCUGAAGACGACCUGAGUCACGAUCACGUCCGUCUCCGAGAACUCCUGGAGAAGAUCACAGAGUGUAAAGAGGAUUCACAGCAGAGGAGCUGGGCCCUCCAUGAGGACCAACACAUAAUAUCAGGCUACAUUGAGGAGCUGCUGUCAAUACUGGAAAAUGCCAAACCUUCUACAUGCCGCCAUGCCAUAGCAUCUGAUGGUUACGAAUGUAUUCACAACUUAGUGCAGUAUUAUCAAAUGGAGGUUCGCCUUCCCUUAAGGAUUUCCCUGCUGAAGGUUUUCGGAGCCCUUUGUAAUCUGGAGUCCUCCAUUAUUUCUCAUCUGCUGUACUCCAUAUUGCCUUUAGAACUAGUCUCGGAAAUACGCAACCAAAAUCAAGAAGCUCAGAGACUAAGUUACGUAACUGGAGUUUUGACCAUGAUAUUUUGUACAGGAGAGCCAGUGCCUGCUAAUCUUCAUGACACCAUGAAUGAGAAUUUCCUGGAUGAAGUGUUGGAGAUGAUAGAAAACCCAGCCUCGCUGGACCACGAUGACCUGUGUACUGAUUCACUGGUCACUCUACUUCUGGCUUAUAAUCUCCACUUCCCCUACCAGGAAGAGAAUGACAUCAUGUCUUUACUCGCCAAAAAGGGAACUGUCAAGGUCUUCACGGAGAAACUCUUGGAAAUCUUCAAUAGAGGAGAGGAUCCAGUGAAGAUGUUUGAUCACCUGACCUACCCUGUCCAAUCACAGGUCAAGUUUAUGAUUGACAUGUACAGCCAGCCAGGCACCGCCUCCCUUCUGUAUGUUAAUGACGCCAAAGUCCUGAUAGACAUCCUGAUACGAUUCCUUACUGACCUACAACCAGGAGACAAACUCCGGUCUUCAAUUCUCAUUCUGUUGAAACUCCUUGUGAAGAACUCAGAUUACUUUGAGCACCAGCACAAACUGAGUGAACUGCGAGAGUGUUUGAUGACGAUCAGGAAAGAGGAAGAGGAAGCUACAGCUCAGGACAGGAAGGAAGUAGAGGUUAUCCUGGAGGAAUUAAAUAAACACAUGGGGGACAAAGGGAAAGUGAAAGUAGAACACUGAAGGAAGGAAGGGAAGAUUGCAUUGUGGGUUUAAGAACCUUACAGGAACAAAGUGAUAGCCAUGGCAGUAUGCUGUCAACUUUUCCAUAUGCAGUAGGAAAUUAGAAAAGGAAAAGGGAAGUUACUGUACUUACUCAACAUUAGUUUAUUUAAACACCAUGGUUGUAUUCACAAGUUAUAGCAUUUCCUUUAUAUAGCUGUAUUAAUCUGUAUAAACCUGUAAAAAUUCAGCUUUUAAGGGUGCACAAGUUUUAUUUUGUGUUUUCACAGAGUGAAAAUGUUAGAUGCUGUGAAGUUCAUACUGUGUUUGAAUAGUAGAUUUCUGUGUUAGUUAUAGAUAUAUGUGCUUUGUAACUUAUUAUGAUAUAUGUGCCAUAUUAUUUUGAU
Saccostrea cuccullata (small rock oyster) is the source of this 2868-nucleotide messenger RNA. RefSeq names its product NCK-interacting protein with SH3 domain-like. Lineage: Eukaryota; Metazoa; Mollusca; Bivalvia; Ostreida; Ostreidae. Gene Ontology annotation, molecular function: protein binding; Arp2/3 complex binding. The record is from RefSeq and is a predicted model, not a curated record. The transcript has 12 exons. Bases 98 to 2482 code for a protein of 794 amino acids. Gene Ontology annotation, biological process: endocytosis.